Molecule: messenger RNA, 1356 nt
Organism: Symbiodinium natans
Lineage: Eukaryota; Dinophyceae; Suessiales; Symbiodiniaceae
Source: the annotation of a GenBank genome assembly
AUGGCGUUGCGUGCUGCCCUCCUCGCAGUGUUGCCGGCCGUGGUGGCGGCCGAGAAGUAUGCUGUCAUUGCUGCAGGGUCAGCAGGGUUCAUGAACUAUCGCCACCAAGCAGACGCUUGCCAUGCCUACCAGAUCAUGUUGCAGAGCGGGGUGCCCGCAGACAACAUCAUCUUGAUGAUGCAGGACGACGUGGCCAACAGUUCCGAGAACCCGUUCCCGGGACAACUGUUCAACAAGCCGGGCGAGAACCCACCGGAUGUCUACAAGGGCUGCAAGGUGGACUACUCCGGUGACAUCGUGACUGGCCAGCUGUUCAUGGACGUGCUGACCGGUAACACGGAGGGCGCCAAGGGCAAGGUGCUGAAGAGCGGAGCCAGCGACACCGUGUUCGUGAAUUUUGUGGACCACGGCGGCCCAGGCAUCAUCGCCUUCCCCAACGGCCCGGUGCUUACCGUGAAGCAGCUCUCUAAGACACUGAAGACCAUGCAGAGCAAGAAGAUGUUCAAGCAGAUGGUGUUCUACAUGGAAGCCUGCGAGAGUGGCUCCAUGUUCCCGGAUCUCGAGAAGGACGGAAAGAUCCUGGCGGUGAGCGCGUCCAACGCUGACGAAUCUUCCUGGGGAACCUACUGCGGUGAUGCGGCCAUGGUGAAGGGCAAGAACGUGGGGUCCUGCUUAGGCGACCUCUUCUCCGUGAACUGGAUGCAGGACGACGAUGCUGGCAAGUUCAAAUCCGAGACCUUCCGCAGCCAAAUCUCUAAGGUGACGAAGUUGACCAACAAGAGCCACGUGUGCAGUUUCGGCGACGAGUCGUUUGAGGAUGAGACCAUUGGCAGCGUGGAGACGGCCAGCAGCCUCUCCGCGAGCCCGUCCGAUACGGCCCAGGGUGCUGUGGACGCGCGGGACGUCUACCUCACUCAGGCCAUGUGGGCCUGGCAGCAUGCGACGGACAAGGAGUCGAAGCAGAAGGCUUGGACGCGCGUGACUGGCAUCAUGAAGGACAGGGAGGCCGAUGAGGCCCUCUUCGCUGGCCUUGCUGCGGCUGCUUGCGCGGACGUGAACCCAGAGCGUUUGGUCCAAUGCCAGCACAAGUUCUUGCACGAGCGUAUGGAGAUGACCCACAUGGACUGCCACCACGAGUUGGCGCUUGCAGUGUAUGAGCAUUGCCCGGCCUCGGAGUACCACCACUCUGCCGGCGGAUGGAACGGCUUCAACAUGAAGUUUGCCCGGGUGCUCCUGAACAUCUGCGAGGGUCAGGAAGCCCUUGGAAAGUCGACGGAGCAACUCGUGCACCUUGUCCAGGAGCACUGCACCAAGGCCUCGCGUGACCGCGCCGCUGAGAUGCAGAUCCUUGUGUAA